Molecule: messenger RNA, 2067 nt
Organism: Sus scrofa (pig)
Lineage: Eukaryota; Metazoa; Chordata; Mammalia; Artiodactyla; Suidae
Gene: BFSP2
Product: beaded filament structural protein 2
Biological process (GO): intermediate filament organization
Cellular component (GO): cytoskeleton; intermediate filament
Molecular function (GO): structural molecule activity
Source: RefSeq, a predicted model, not a curated record
GUUUGUUUCUCUUGAGUCCCUGGGGCUGCCUUGGGCAUGGCUGGUUCACAGCCUUCUACAGCCACGUUUCCACACCCACACCCACAGCACAGGGAAGGAUGUAGAAAGCCCUGACUCCAGCCCUAAACCCCUAGAGUCAGUCCUGGCUCAGCCACUCAUGACACUUGUGAGCUGAGGCCUCAGUUUACUCAUCCAUGAAGUAGGGCUGCUGUGUGCCUGCCUGGCCCUCUCUUAGACACUGCAAUACACAGGCCCAGCUGAGCCACCCCUGCAGCCUGCACUGAUCCAGCUUCCCCACCACCCACAGAAAAAUCUCGGAGGUCAGGCAUAUGACCCUGCAGAGAAUGCUUGAGCGCCUCUCUGCACACAGCCCUGGGCGGGCCGCUUCCCUUUCAGCUUGGUGAAUGGUGGAAACUCAUGGAAAACAGCAGACAAAGCAGCCCUGGCAUAGGGAAGCUUCCAGAGAGGCCCGGUCACGGGGAUGCUGGGGCUGGAAACCAAAAGGCCACUGGGCUCUGUGAACCCACUAGGCACAGCAGAGACAGAAGGGGCGAUGAGCACCAGGCGAGUGGUGGUGGACGUGCCCACAGGGGCCAGCCCCAGCAUGCCUCUGCAGAGGCACAGGGCUUCCUUCAGGGGAGCACAGUCACCAUCCUCCCUGGAGGGCCUCCCAGCCUCCAGGACCAUUGCCGUGGGUGGUCUUGUCCGAACACCCAGGGUCUAUGUAGGGAUGACACCCAGUGGGUCCACUGGUGGCCUGGGUGCCCGGGUGACCCGCCGGGCCCUGGGCAUCAGCAGCGUCUUCCUGCAGGGCCUGCGGAGCUCAGGCCUGGCCACGGCGCCCACUCCAGGCCUGGAGAGGGACCUCAGUGGCGUCGAGGACCUGGGAGGGUGCCUGGUGGAAUACAUGGCCAAGGUGCACGCCCUCGAGAAAGUCAGCCAGGAGCUGGAGGCAGAGCUGCGGAUGCACCUGGAGAGCAAGGCCACACGCUCCGAGAGCUGGGGUGCCCUCCGGGCCUCAUGGGCCAGCAGCUGCCAGCAGGUGGGCGAGGCGGUCCUGGAAAACGCACGGCUCAUGCUGCACACAGAGAAUAUCCAGGCGGGUGCGGAUGACUUUAAGGAGAGAUAUGAAAAUGAGCAGCCAUUUCGAAAGGCAGCAGAAGAGGAAAUUAACUCUCUGUAUAAAGUCAUUGAUGAAGCAAAUUCAGCAAAAAUGGAUCUGGAGAGUCAGAUAGAAAGCCUGAAAGAAGAACUUGGCUUUCUGUCAAGGAGCUAUGAAGAGGAUGUGAAAAUGCUCUACAAACAGCUGGCAGGGUCUGAGCUGGAACAGUUGGAUGUGCCCAUUGGUACUGGCCUGGACGACAUCCUUGAGACCAUCAGAAUUCACUGGGAGAGAGAUGUCGAAAAGAACCGGGUGGAGGCGGGAGCCUUGCUCCAAGCCAAGCAACAGGCGGAGGUGGCCCGCAGGGCCCAGACCCAGGAAGAGAAGCUGGCCGCUGCUCUCAGGGUGGAGUUGCACAACACUUCCUGCCAAGUCCAGAGCCUACAGGCUGAGACGGAAUCCCUCCGGGCCCUGAAACGAGGCCUGGAGAACACCCUGCACGACGCCAAGCACUGGCAUGACAUUGAGCUGCAGAACCUGGGCGCCGUGGUCAGCCGCCUGGAGGCGGAGCUCCGGGAGAUGCGCUCUGAGGCCGAGCAGCAGCUACAGGCCCGCGAGCACCUUCUGGCGCAUAAGUGCCAGCUGCAGCGGGACGUGGCAGCCUACCACGCUCUGCUGGACCGCGAGGAGAGCAGCUAAUGGAGAAACAGCCUCUGUUCAUGAAGAAAAUGCUGCCUUCCUCACUGAGUGACCAAUGAAGUUCCUUGAGGAGCCACCACCCCCACCUGCAUCUCCCCUUCCCACCCCCACCCAAGCUGGAUUCCCUGCUGGAUUCACCAGUUGAUUCAGCUUGAGCUGAAAAGCUUCCUGGAAGUGGAGAGGGUCCUCCUGCUGCCUUAAUUCAAGUAGUCUGUAGCUUGAGCAAUCUCCCUUGUCCCUCUCCAAAUAAAUGCUUUGUGUGCGGC